Colletotrichum karsti is the source of this 1629-nucleotide messenger RNA. RefSeq names its product malate synthase. The record is from RefSeq and is a predicted model, not a curated record. NCBI's taxonomy places the organism in Eukaryota, Fungi, Ascomycota, Sordariomycetes, Glomerellales, Glomerellaceae. Gene Ontology annotation, biological process: glyoxylate cycle. The transcript has 6 exons. Bases 1 to 1629 code for a protein of 542 amino acids. Gene Ontology annotation, molecular function: malate synthase activity. Gene Ontology annotation, cellular component: cytoplasm; peroxisomal matrix.
AUGGCCACCACCGAAACAAUCCUUCAAGGCGUCAACGUGCUGGGUUCCGUCUCGGAUGCCCAGCGCAAGAUCCUGACCCCCGAUGCUCUCGCCUUCCUCGCCCUGUUGCACCGCUCCUUCAAUGCCACUCGCAAGUCGUUGCUCGAGCGCCGCAAGCACCGUCAGGCCGAGCUGGACCGCGGUGCCCUUCCCGACUUCCUCCCCGAAACCAAGCACAUCAGAGAGAACUCCACAUGGAAGGGUGCUCCUCCCGCCCCGGGUCUGGUUGACCGCAGGGUUGAGAUCACAGGUCCUACUGACCGUAAGAUGGUCGUCAACGCCUUGAACUCGGAUGUCUGGACUUACAUGGCCGAUUUUGAGGACUCGAGUGCGCCGACGUGGGAGAAUAUGGUCAAUGGCCAGGUGAAUCUGUACGACGCCAACCGCCGCCAGGUCGACUUCAAGCAGGGCUCCAAAGAGUACAAGCUGCGCACCGACCGCACCCUUCCCACUCUCAUCGUCCGUCCUCGCGGCUGGCAUCUCGAGGAAAAGCAUGUCACCGUCGAUGGCGAGCCUAUCUCCGGAUCCCUCUUCGACUUCGGCCUCUACUUCUACCACAACGCCCACCAGACGCUGAAGAUUGGCAUUGGCCCGUACUUCUACCUCCCCAAGAUGGAGUCUCACCUUGAGGCACGUCUCUGGAACGAUGCCUUCAACCUCGCCCAGGACUACGUCGGUGUCUCUCGCGGCACCAUCCGCGGUACUGUCCUCAUCGAGACCAUCCUCGCAGCCUUCGAGAUGGACGAGAUCAUCUAUGAGCUGCGCGAUCACAGCUCGGGCCUCAACUGCGGUCGCUGGGAUUACAUCUUCAGCACUAUCAAGAAGUUCAGGAACAACUCGAACUUUGUUCUUCCCGAUCGCAGUGCCGUCACCAUGACCGUUCCCUUCAUGGACGCAUAUGUCAAGCUCCUCAUCCAGACGUGCCACAAGCGAGGCGUUCACGCCAUGGGCGGCAUGGCGGCCCAGAUUCCCAUCAAGGACGACAAGGCCGCCAACGACAAGGCCAUGGAGGGAGUGCGCGCCGACAAGCUGCGCGAAGCGCGUGCCGGCCACGAUGGAACCUGGGUCGCUCACCCUGCCCUCGCCGCCAUUGCCUCUGAGAUCUUCAACAAGCAAAUGCCCACGCCCAACCAGCUCUUUAUCCGCCGUGAGGACGUCAAGAUCGGCCAGAAUGACCUCCUGAACAUGAACGUCCCUGGCAAGAUCACCGAAGAAGGCAUCAAGAAGAACCUCAACAUCGGCCUCGGCUACAUGGAGGCCUGGAUCCGCGGCGUCGGCUGCGUUCCCAUCAACUACCUCAUGGAGGAUGCCGCCACUGCAGAGGUCUCCCGCUCCCAGCUCUGGCAAUGGGUCAAGCACGGCGUUUCCACGGACACUGGCAAGAAGGUCGACAAGGCUUACGCCCUCAAGCUCCUCAAGGAGUCCGCCGACGAGCUCGCCAGCAAGGCGCCCAAGGGUAACAAGUACCACCUCGCCGCCCAGUACUUCUCAGGUCAAGUCACUGGCGAGGACUAUGCCGACUUCCUCACCACGCUGCUGUACGACGAGAUCACGGCCGUGGGCAACGCCCGCCCCGCUUCCAAGUUGUAA